Galleria mellonella (greater wax moth) is the source of this 1066-nucleotide messenger RNA. RefSeq lists its product as uncharacterized. Bases 77 to 631 code for a protein of 184 amino acids. Lineage: Eukaryota; Metazoa; Arthropoda; Insecta; Lepidoptera; Pyralidae. The transcript is spliced from 2 exons. The record is from RefSeq and is a predicted model, not a curated record.
UGUGACUAGCACUGUCAAAUUUCUAUUUCUAUUUAUUUCUGUUCCAAUUCUGUGAUAAUCAUUAAAACAUUUUAUUAUGUCGUCUGACGAUUGCCAAAUACAGAAUAUAUAUCGAUACUCUAGAAAGACGUUAAAAAAGAAUCGCAGAGCACAAGAACACGAAUUACACAGUCCAAGGGAAAAUUUGAAUGUUGAAAUGAAUGAGAGAUCUCCGAGAAGUGAUCUAAGAAACGAUGAUUUCGUGUACUCGUCUCCUGGUUGCAGUUGCGAAGUGGACCAAGAAGCAGACGCGGCUAAUAUUUUGCAUAAAAAGUGCCCUGUUAUAAAUUUAGCUCAACAGCAACUUCAAAGGCUUCUAGAUGAAACUGAUAAAUUACUUAGUGAUAAUCCAAGGUGUAGCAGGCCAUUGCAUGAUUUUCUGUACUCUUGUAAAGAGUUACUUUUGAAACAGAACAAGUAUAUACUAUUGGUAUUAAUCGCUGUAGCUUUUAUUUUUGGCAUAUUGUUGGGUGCUGCUACCUGUGGCUCGUACCUUGGACGAUAUAACAGUCCCAUUUUAACAUGUAUAGAUAACUUUUUUAUUUCGGAAACAUAUCCGAUAGGUUAUGAUAAUUUUCUUAGUAUUGUAUAAUUUUUCGCUUUGUUAAUCGUUAUUUUAAAUACCUAAAUACAUACUUUUAAGCACUUACCGCCUAAUUUAAUCUAUUAACAUGAAUUUGAAUUAUCUAAAACGGCCCUGUAGUUUUAUUUAUUUAAGGUAGUGUAACUAAUAAAUGAACACUGGAUCGCUUUUCUGUAGGUCUUACUUGUUGUCGACUGUUGGUCCAUAACUUUUGUUAUAAUUAUCAAAUAUACCUAUUUCAGAAUUUACUCAUAUUUAAAACUCCAUAGUUUCGCAUGUCUAAACUACUAUAAAAAAGUAAUUUGUUAAAAAUAUGCGAUUCUGCCUUAUAGAUGAACACUAUAUCUACUUUAAUUAUAAACAUUUUGUACCCAAUUAUUGAACUAACAUUUUGAUAGAGUUAUAUGCGUAUUUUAACCCUUAAUCAGGCCCCAUGUGCACUGG